Molecule: messenger RNA, 246 nt
Organism: Geodia barretti
Lineage: Eukaryota; Metazoa; Porifera; Demospongiae; Tetractinellida; Geodiidae
Source: the annotation of a GenBank genome assembly
AUGGAUGUAAUAGAGAGGAUGAUAUCCAUGGGAGUGGUUUUGAGCGCAAACGUGAAGAAUAUGAAACAGCGUGAGACCGCCCGGUACAAGAGUUUUCUCGAGUCGGAGCUGAAGGCCCUGAAUGAGAAGAGUGCCGAGAAUGGGGAGGAUGCCCCGCCUGAGAAGGAUAGUACCGUUGGGGAUGGGGAGGAUGCCCCGCCUGAGAAGGACAAUACGGCCGGUGGACGGGAAGUCAGGGUGGAGUAA